This is a messenger RNA of Seminavis robusta, 1260 nucleotides long. The record is from the annotation of a GenBank genome assembly. Lineage: Eukaryota; Bacillariophyta; Bacillariophyceae; Naviculales; Naviculaceae.
AUGUCUUCCGCCAACGAUUCCUCUGAAAAGAAGCGAAAGACGCCCGAAGCUACAGAGACUAGCAACAACGACAACAGCAAAGCAGACGUCCAAGAGAUGGCGGUCGGAUCCACCGAAAAAAAGGCAAAGCCUUCCCCGAAUGACCCUUUUCGCGAUUAUCUGAUUGAGAUGAUUAAUCGUGGCGACUACGACGGAGCGACGCGGACCCUGCUGGCCAUACCUACGGAGAAAACCAAGGAGCUCCCAAGCAAGAGUGUCAUUUUCCGCAACGCCAUGGCCAUCGGCACGGACACUCUCCAGGAGAUGAAAGACGACGGAGACUAUCAGCAACUGAGCCAGAACCUUCCAGUCUUGGGUGAUGCCAAGACAGAUUUUGAUAAGCAGAUCCACACCGCACGUGGUCAGGUGCGAGCCACCAGCACUCACACUUUCUACAAGGUGAUCUUCUGCAACCCUCAGCGUGCCGAAUAUUGGUACUCCAAACUACGAACUUGGACUCCCGAUGUGUGCAGGAUCGUUGCCAAGGUUGGGAGCCUGAUCACUCUACAAUGGGCCCAGCAGAAGGAGGAUAUUCAUUGGGGGGAAAGCACGUGUGCUGCUGCUGCCAAGCAUGGACAUUUUGAUGUGUUGCAGUGGGCUCACGCAAAUGGCUGUCGUUGGGACGCAUCAACUUUGGAAGGCGCGGCCUUUUGUGGCAACACGGAAAUGCUGAACUGGGCCAUGUCCAAAGGAUGUCCACUCCCAACUAACGGUGCUUCCAUUGCUAUGGCUGCCGCUGAAGGUGGGAAAAUUGAAGCUCUAAACUGGGCCCAACGCAAUGUAGGGCCGUGGAAUGAAUCUGUUUGUGCUGCUGCUGCUAGAGGUGGACAGCUCGACACAUUGAAGUACUUGCGCAACAAUGACCCCAAUAAUCAAUGCCCCUGGAACGAAAUGACGUGCUCCGAGGCUGCCCGAUAUGGACAUCAAAAUGUCAUUGACUGGGCUCAAGACAAUGGCUGUCCUUGGGAUGGUUCCACGUGUGAAAUGGCUGCAUGGGGUGGACAUCUACAUAUCCUGCAACAAGCGCGUGAAAAGGGCUGUCGAUGGGGCACUUCGACAUGCUAUGCUGCCGCCUUAAACGGACAUCUAGAGAUUUUGAAAUGGGCCAGAGAGAAUGGAUGCCCAUGGGAUAGCUUCGUCAUCAGCGGGGCUCGGCUCGGUGAGCAUUUGGACAUUGUGAACUGGGCUCGUGCCAAUGGAUGCCCCGAGCCGCCCGUUUAG